This is a messenger RNA of Sphaeramia orbicularis (orbiculate cardinalfish), 1943 nucleotides long. Its product is annotated as mitochondrial carrier homolog 1-like. The coding region runs from base 82 to 1020 and encodes 312 amino acids. The record is from RefSeq and is a predicted model, not a curated record. Lineage: Eukaryota; Metazoa; Chordata; Actinopteri; Kurtiformes; Apogonidae. Gene Ontology annotation, biological process: positive regulation of apoptotic process. The transcript is spliced from 12 exons. Gene Ontology annotation, cellular component: membrane; mitochondrion.
GUGGUUGCGUAAAAAACGUGACACUACCGGGCAUGAACCAGAACCAGAACCGUGUCAGCCCUUCAUUUCACGGUACUUAUCAUGGAUUUGACAGUGAACCAGUCUGUUGAGGCGGCGCCCGGUGUUGAGGUGGAAGCGGUCCGGAGUCCUGUGGAAGUGGACACCGCGGUGUUAUUGCUGGGAGCGGGUGUGACUGCUGUCACACACCCGCUGCUCUACGUCAAGCUGCUAAUACAGGUAGGACACGAACCUCUUCCACCAACUUGGGGCACUACUAUGUUUGGAAGAAGAGUUCUAUACUUGCCUGGUUUCUUCUCCUAUGCACACUACAUCGUCAGAGUGGAUGGCAAAAGGGGGCUCUUUCGUGGCCUUUCACCUCGUAUUGUUUCCAGUGUCAUCUCCACUGUGGUCAGAAGCAAAGUGAAACAGGUGGAGAUCCUGUCCCAUAAAGAUGAGCUACAAACUUCACUCAGGAAGGUAGUCAAAGAGACCUCACAUGAGAUGAUCAUUCAGUGCCUAUCCAGAGUGGCCACUCACCCUUUUCAUGUGCUGUCCGUGCGUUGUAUGGCCCAGUUUGUUGGCAGGGAGGUCAAGUACAGCGGGAUGUUCCAUUGUAUUAUCCAGAUUUUUAAGGAGGAAGGACUUGCAGGAUUCUAUGUCGGUCUUGUACCUCAUGUUCUGGGAGAAGUCAUGUUCCUGUGGUGCUGCAACCUGCUUGCUCAUUUCAUUAACACUUAUGCUGUUGACGAAAAUUUCAGCCAAGCCUCUGCGGUCAGGAGCUACACAAAGUUUGUAAUGGGGAUUGCAGUGAGUGUUCUAACAUACCCAUUCAUGUUGGUGGCUGAUCUCAUGGCAGUCAACAACUGUGGUCUGGCUGCAGGUCUUCCUCCUUACUCGCCUGUUUUCAAGUCAUGGCUGCAUUGUUGGAAUCACCUGAGCCAAAAGGGCAACCUGUUCAGAGGAUCUAGCUUCUUUUUCCGUCGGGUUCCUGUGACCUUUGUGGCCACCAUCGAGGACUAACAUCACCAUCAAUUGUGUGGACUGGUCUUCUUCCUCCUGCAAUCUGUCCUGGCUACGCCGAUACAGUGGCAUGAAGGACCCUGCAGAGACUCUGCUCAGAGUGCCUCUGAACUUAUUAGUUCUGUGAGAUUCUGUUCACUUUUGUCAGAAGUUGCUCUUUGUAGAUGUUCAAACAAAGUUCAGAUCUAACCGCGCAGAUCUGAGACUGUGAUUCAAUAUCAGUCUCCAACUGCAGCUACGGAGCAUUCUGAACAUGAUGCAGUCCUCAUUUUAUAAUUUCAGCAGCUGUGUAGGUCCUUAAAGAUGGACCUUUAAGACGGUCCUUACAGGUCAGUGAUCCUAGUCCAAUACAUUUGGGAAAGUCAAUUCCGUAUCUCUUAAAAAUAUGCCAACUGUCCAUUCUGUGUAUAGCUUUUCAGGGUAGGGUGUGGCUUGACCAACAGUCGGUCAAAGGAAUUAGUUACUUUACCUUUAAUGCAUACAUAUCAAAUUGAGAAAUAACCCCAGCCCCAAGUCCAAAAAAAUUGUGACGUGUAAAAUGAAAAUAAAAUGUUUUUAAUGCUUUGUAAAUCUGAUAAAGCCAUAUUUUAUUCACAAUAGAGUAUAGAAAACAUGUCAAGUAUUUAAACUGAGAAUUUGCACGGUUUUAAGGAACUUGAUUUUCACUGUUCAUUAUAUCUUCAAUUGCUUAUCAAAGAGGUAGAUGGGAAAUGAUUACAUGAUGUGAACAUUAUCCUUUUAAUACACACAGAGUCGAGUGGCCAUUGUGUACAGAGUGCCACUAUUUUUUGUAUUCUAAAAACCUGAGCUAAUUUUGGGAAAGUAUGCAUGAUUUCAGUGCAUGGAAGGACAACGUAUUGCUGCGAAAUUCACCAUUAAAACUGCAUGUUAAAGCUGCCUAUGAUGUUUGUCCCCAUGGAAUU